AUGCAUCGGCUGAUAAUCUAUGCCGACGGCGCCUACCUCCCUGACCGUGGCACGGCUGGAAUCGGCGCCUUUUUCCAAAACACCGCCACGCGGCCACUCUCCCAGCGACUUCCAGGCCACCAAUCGUGUGCGCGCGCGGAGAUCCUUGCCAUGCGUGUUGCGCUCGACAGGAUGGCGGCGGAGCUGCCCGGGAGGGUGGCUGGGGAUGCUGGGUGUGAGAUAUGGGUGUGUUCGGAUAGCAGGUAUGCGGUGGAUGGGAUUAAUGUGUAUAUGGAGACGUGGGAAUCGUCGGGUUGGGUGACGGCGAAGGGACGGCCAAUUGCUAAUCGGAGUGCGUUUUUGGACCUGCGAGAGGCCACACGGAGGCUGGCGAAGAGCGGGUAUACGGUCUUUAUCCACCACUUGCCUGCUCACGCUGGUAUUAGAGGAAAUGACAUUGCGGAUAUGCUGGCAAAGGCCGGAGCUCUGCUGUAG
This is a messenger RNA of Kickxella alabastrina, 474 nucleotides long. Its product is annotated as ribonuclease H-like domain-containing protein. Lineage: Eukaryota; Fungi; Kickxellomycota; Kickxellomycetes; Kickxellales; Kickxellaceae. Gene Ontology annotation, molecular function: nucleic acid binding; RNA-DNA hybrid ribonuclease activity. The transcript has a single exon. Gene Ontology annotation, biological process: DNA replication, removal of RNA primer. The coding region runs from base 1 to 474 and encodes 157 amino acids. The record is from RefSeq and is a predicted model, not a curated record.